AGAGCAAUGGGUGAAUGCGGGAUUUAUUUUCUGGUGCGGGAUAACAGCCACAGACAAUGAAACGUGUUUCACUGUCGCUACAGCAUCUGUAGCAGAGUGAAUUAGCUCUGCAAGCUGCCACUGCCCGCUAUUUCUGUGUAGUACAGGUAUUAAACUUCAUGUUACUUCCUACAAUAUCGCCUACUCUCUACGCAGACAUUCGUCUGUUACGUGAUCAACGUCUCCACGCGAGGCUCCCGCCAAAGAACCCAAAUUAUAAAGUAAACUGUCAACUAUUCAACACCUACUUGUCUGCCGUUUGAAGCGAAGAUGGCAGAAUGAACUGUGAAGCAAGAUUAUGGUUAGCAUACGAAUCAUUUUAAAAACCCUUCCAGUGCUAAAUCUUUACUGACACAGUUCAAACCUUGAAGGUCAGGAACGAAGUAUUUGCAAGACUUCAAAGGAAAGCCGUUGACGAUCUUUCGAGUGAUGCCGAAACGAAAGCGUGGAUUGUUGAAGCAACCUUGCAAUUCGAGCCGAGUCUCCUCGUCCACCGCUGUCGCGAAGCCAAGAGAUGAGGAAGAGGGCGUGUCCAUAUGGGUGCAAUGCGAGAACGAAAGCUGCCAAAAAUGGCGCCAAAUCUCCACCGAGGAGGCCAAGGGUCUGGAGGACAGCGCGUGGUACUGCUGGCUCAAUCGUGACCCUCGCUAUAACACGUGUUCUGCUGUGGAACAGAAAGCUAAGAAACCCAAACACAUGAAGUUCAUAUACAGUCUUCUUCCCCUAGGGGAUGUGGUCAUGGCAAAAUUGUCAGGAUAUCCGCCUUGGCCAGGUUUACUCACCCGUGAUCCUACUUGCGGCGAGUACUACGACGCACCGCUGGUCAAAGAGAAUGAAAUCACGCAUUACCACGUGGAGUUCUUCGGGCAGCCCCGUUCUCGUGCGUGGCUAGUGCCAGCCCGCGUGCAUCCGCUACGUUCCAUGAACGAGGCUGAAAAAGCGCCCCAGUUCCGGAAGAUUCAGGGGCGGCAACUGAUCGAACUCAAGAAAUCUUACGAAUUCGCGCUUAAAGAAGCGCAGAGUUCGUUAAACAAGACUUCGGAGCAGAGGCUGGAAACGUGCCACUUCAAAUAUGUCGACGAGGAAGAGAAACCGGUAGAUUCCGCAGUUUGGAGCGAGCGAGUUCCAGUUGAAAGUGUACAAGAACCUGCGAGAAUUCCUGCACGCCGCAAUACAGACACGCCCUUGAAUUCACCAACCAUUCCAGUUAUGACGAGUAAAAACCGUGUGUAUGACACAGGAAACGUGUCACAGCUUGACAACAAGGAAAACGAUUUCCUAGAGUAUUUACAAUCUUUUUCGCUGGAGAGAGGCGUCACUGUACCCAAAGAACCAGUGUGGCGAGGGAAACGAAUCAACAUCUUCAGAUUCUACAACUUAGUACAACAACAUGGCGGAUUUGAAAAUGUCUGUCAGUGCAAACUCUGGAACAAAGUGUAUAACGAGUUGCUAGAGUCCAAUGUAAUAUAUGGAGGAGUGAGUACAGUUGCCCGCGUCUUCUAUCAAAAAUAUCUGAUGCCGUUUGAGCAUUAUCUCAGAAGUCAAAAGAAAAUUGACAUUCAUAUUCUUCCGGAUGAUAUUCCAAGGCGACCCGGCCGGCCGGUAGGCAAGAAACGGAAGAGUACUUCGAGCUCGUCAACCACUGAUGAAGGUGAACAGACGGUGCCAGAAACAGUCAGCGAAAUUCACCAAGAAAACGUAGAUGUAACGAACGACAUGGACAGAUCCACAGAUAUCCACGACGUGUUCCAGACAUGCACACUACAGAACAGAGAGGGGGAUCAAGUGCCGAGCUCGAACCCAGACUCUCCUCACCAGUCAUUCGAUGGCUGUUCCUUUGAUAGUGACGAUGACGACAGCGCGAGUUCCACUUGUGACGUGGCAGAGCAAGAACUUCAACAACUGGAGAGACUGCUGCUGUCAUUAGAACCCUCACUCUACCCCCAGACAGAGAGUGACGGACUUGCAAAAAACAGAGCACAAGAAGUGAAGUCGUUUCCUCGCACAGAACAUGUACAUAUAAACGCUGCGCAUGAAGAAGUUGAUGUUUUAAAAACUUUGGAUGAAAUAGCACGAAUAGAAGGAGCGAUAGCUGACCUGAAUGCGAUUGUUUCAUUAGACCUGGAACAGCUGUGAAUUUGUAAUAUACUUAUCUCAGACUUGUUCAAUACUCCGUAUUUUGUCAAAAUAUUUAACGCAUUUGAUGCGUUUUGCGAAGGAUGUUCCAAAAUGACUUUUCUCGUUGUCUUCGAAUAGUUUUUAGAGUUCACAUUAACCCUUGUAAAACCAUUUAGCGGUAAAAUGUAGUAAGACAAAAUAAUCUGCGUCAAGAGGGCAUGAAGAGUGAGAGUUAAUUCCCUAUAUAGGCCUUUAGUUCCAAGGUAAAUCCUCGCAAGUUACUUUUAGAUCACUCCCGGUUUCGAAAAUUCCAGAGGGUUUAGAAUUAGCCAAUCACGUGGCGGGGAUUUUGAUCACGUGGACAGCCCAAGCGGCUUCACACGCAUUUUCCUCCUCCGCGAAAAUCCACGUAACGCACGUGGUAAUAUUAUCCCCGGGAAGACUGGGUACCAUGUCUAAAAAUAACCUGAGAGGGAAGGCCUACAUGGGGGAUUAACUCUCUCACCCUUCAUUGUCUGUUUUUGAUGUUACUCAGAGAUAUUUGAGUUAGAUUUUGAGGCAAUGUGACGACACAGAAUGAUACGUGUGAUUUGUGCCAGUUCCCUAACAGUAUCUCGAAAAAUAAGAGUAAGAGAUCUUUCGGUUCACCGUCUCUCAUAAGACCUCCUAUUCCAAACAACUUUAAUAACCUCCCGCCCCCUACGCUCUAUUAAGACGCGAUCUUUACAAUUCGAUGACAAUUUAUCGACCGGAGAACAAUUAUCCUGUGGUGAUCAUUUGUUAUGGAGUUAUCCUCCAAUUUUCUUUACAAAUAUUAUUAAACAGAACAAACACAGAACAGUG
Molecule: messenger RNA, 3000 nt
Organism: Orbicella faveolata
Lineage: Eukaryota; Metazoa; Cnidaria; Anthozoa; Scleractinia; Merulinidae
Cellular component (GO): nucleus
Molecular function (GO): zinc ion binding; DNA binding
Source: RefSeq, a predicted model, not a curated record